Molecule: messenger RNA, 306 nt
Organism: Phytophthora nicotianae INRA-310
Lineage: Eukaryota; Oomycota; Peronosporomycetes; Peronosporales; Peronosporaceae
Exons: 2
Coding region: 1-306 (101 amino acids)
Source: RefSeq, a predicted model, not a curated record
AUGAGCAACCAGGCUGCUGAUCACAACACUCCUGUACCCAAUCAGACUGGAGUCAUAGAUGGGAUGAUCAGCACCAGUCGUGUUGAUGAAGACGGUAGAGCGCAGCGUCGAACCGGUGGUCCUGGGGGCUCAGCUCAGACGAUACCAAGUCGCCGUCGAGCGGUUUCACGUAAGUCGUCACCUAUAGAUCGUGCUCGCGAGACACUUGGAGAAGAGACUGUCCGUCAACUACAACAAACUUACCGAUCGUUGGAUUCUACAUGGUCCGAGCACGACCAGGCUGAAGAGAUUAAAAGGAGUGAUUAA